Molecule: messenger RNA, 246 nt
Organism: Anisakis simplex (herring worm)
Lineage: Eukaryota; Metazoa; Nematoda; Chromadorea; Rhabditida; Anisakidae
Source: the annotation of a GenBank genome assembly
UUGACCUCAUAUACGCCGUAUCAAGCCGAGAUUUCACAAGGUCGUCUCGAAAGUUUGAUCAAUUUUCAAACGAUGAUCAGUGAUUUGACCGGUUUGGAAGUACCGAAUGCAUCGCUACUCGACGAAAGUACGGCAUGUGCUGAGGCUAUGCAAAUGGCCGUUAGAUACACGAAACGUCCCAAAGUUCUGUACGAUCCACUGUUGCAUCCACAAAAUAUCGGUGUGUUGAGAACCAGAUCCGAGUGA